Molecule: messenger RNA, 7327 nt
Organism: Heterocephalus glaber (naked mole-rat)
Lineage: Eukaryota; Metazoa; Chordata; Mammalia; Rodentia; Bathyergidae
Gene: Nup210
Product: nucleoporin 210
Cellular component (GO): nuclear pore
Source: RefSeq, a predicted model, not a curated record
GCGGGACUGAGGCGCGGGCGGGAGGGCAGAGCGCGGGCCGUGUCGCCGGGUGACGCCGCGAGGAUGGCGCGAGGCCAGGCACCGCCGCCACUGUUACUCGCGCUCUCCGCGCUGCUGGCGCUGCCGGCGCUGGGCCCAGCCGCGGCCGCCAAGCUCAACAUCCCCAAAGUGCUGUUGCCCUUCACGCGGGCCACGCGCGUCAACUUCACCCUGGAGGCCUCGGAGGGCUGCUACCGCUGGUCAUCCACCCGGCCGGAAGUGGCCAGCAUAGAGCCCCUGGGCCCCGACGAACGCCAGUGCUCCCAGAAAGCCAUAGUGCAGGCCCGGCUCACACAGCCCACCCGGCUCACCAGCAUCAUCUUCGCCGAGGACAUCACCACGGGCCAGGUGCUACGCUGCGAUGCCAUUGUUGACCUUAUCCAUGGCAUUCAGAUUGUGUCCACCACCCGAGAGCUCUACCUUGAAGAUUCCCCACUGGAGCUGAAGAUCCAGGCCCUGGACUCAGAAGGGAACACCUUCAGCACCCUGGCGGGACUGGUCUUUGACUGGACGAUUGAGAAGGACACGCAGGCGGACGGGUUCUCAGACUCCCACAGUGCCCUGCGAAUCCUCACCUUCCUGGAGUCUACAUACAUCCCUCCUUCUUAUAUCUCAGAGAUGGAGAAGGCGGCCAAGCAGGGCGACACCGUCCUGGUAUCCGGGAUGAAGACCGGGAGCUCCAAGCUCAAGGCUCGCAUCCAGGAGGCUGUCUACAAGAGCGUGCAUCCUGCGGAGGUCAGGCUGCUGAUUCUGGAAAAUAUCCUCCUGAACCCAGCCCACGACAUCUACCUGCUGGUGGGGGCCUCCGUUCGCUACAAGGUGCAGAAGGUCAGGCAGGGGAAGAUUACAGAACUCUCGAUGCCUUCUGAGCAGUAUGAGCUGCAGCUUCAGAACAGCAUCCCGGGCCCCCACGGAGAUCCUGGUCAGCCUGUGGCUGUCCUGGCCCAGGACACAUCGAGGGUGACUGCCCUACAGCUGGGACAGAGCAACCUGGUCCUCGGCCACCGGAGUAUCCGCAUGCAGGGUGCUUCUAGGCUGCCCAACAGCACCAUCUACGUAGUGGAACCCGGAUACCUGGGGUUCACAGUCCACCCUGGUGACAGGUGGGUGCUUGAGACCGGCCGCCUGUACAUGAUCACCAUCGAAGUGUUUGACAAGUCCAGCAACAAGGUCCACCUGUCCGACAGCAUCCGGAUUGAAGCCAAGCUUCCUGCUGAGUUCUUUGAGGUUCUCUCGUCUUCCCAGAAUGGGUCACACCACCACGUCAGGGCGAUUCAGAAGGGCCAGACGACCAUCCAGGCAGCCCUCACCUCUGUGGUGGACCAGGAUGGAGGGGUCCAUGUCCUACAAGUGCCUGUGUGGAACCAGCAGGAGGUGGACAUCCACAUCCCCAUCACCCUGGAUCCCAGCAUCUUGACGUUUCCUUGGCAACCGAAGACAGGCGCCUAUCAGUACACAAUUGAGGCCCACGGGGGCAGUGGGAACUUCAGCUGGUCAUCAUCAAGCUCCAUGGUGGCCACGGUCACUGUCAAGGGCACGAUGACCACAGGCAGUGACAUCGGGCUCAGUGUGAUCCAGGCGCAUGACGUCCAGAACCCGCUACAUUUUGGCGAGAUGAAGGUGUACGUUAUCGAGCCCAGCAGCAUGGAGUUCGCCCCAUGCCAGGUGGAAGUGCGUGUGGGCCAGACGCUGGAGCUGCCCCUGAGGAUCAACGGCCUUAUGCCUGGCGGGACAAAUGAGGUGGUCACCCUGAGCGACUGCUCCCACUUCGACUUGGUGGUGGAGGUGCAGAGCCAGGGCGUGUUCCAGCCUCUCCCAGGGCGGCUGCCACCCGGGUCUGAGCACUGCAGCGGCGUCAGGGUGAGAGCCGAGGCCCAGGGCUCCACCAUACUCCUCGUGAGCUACACGCAUGGCCACGUACACCUGAGCGCCAGGAUCACCAUCGCUGCCUACCUGCCCCUCAAGGCGGUGGAUCCCUCCCCUAUUGCUGUGGUAACCCUGGGCUCCUCCAAGGAGAUGCUGUUGGAAGGAGGCCCCCGACCCUGGGUCCUCGAGCCUUCCAAGUUUUUCUGCAAUGUCACCUCCGAAGACAUGGACAGCAUCAGCAUGGUUCUCUUGGGCCCCCCUGCCUCCCGGAAUUACCAACAGCACCGGAUCCUUGUGACCUGCCAGGCCUUCAGCGAGCAGGUCAUCUCCCUCUUGGUCGGGAACAAGCCCAGCGUCACCAACCCCUUUCCUGCGGUGGAGCCCACCGUGGUGAAGUUCAUCUGUGCCCCACCGUCCAGGCUCACCCUUACGCCCAUCUACAGCAGCCCCCAGCUGGACCUGUCCUGCCCGCUGCUGCAGCAGAGCAAGCAAAUGGUUCCGGUCUCCAGCCACCGAAAUCCCCUGCUGGACCUGGCUGCCUAUGACCAUCAGGGGCACCAGUUCGACAACUUCAGCUCUCUGAGUAUUCAGUGGGAGUCUGUCCGACCGCUUCUGGCCAGCAUCGAGCAGGACCUGCCACUGCAGCUGGUGUUACAGGACGAUGGGAGCGGUCAGAAGAAGUUACACGGUUUGCAGGCCAUUUCGGUACACAAGGCAUCAGGAGAAACGACCAUCUCCGCCACGGCAACUGGCUACCAGCAGCCCCACCUCAUCGCGGCCAGAGCAAAGCAACCGCAUGACCCUUUCCUGCCUGUGUCGGCCUCCAUCGAGCUCAUUCUGGUGGAGGAUGUGUGGGUGAGCCCCGGCGAGGUGACCAUCUACAACCAUCCUGGUGUCCAGGCUGAGCUCCAUGUCAGAGAAGGCUCUGGCUACUUCUUCCUCAACACCAGCACCACAGACGUUGUGAGCGUGGCCUACCAGGAGGCCAGGGGCGUCACCACAGUGCACCCUUUGCUCCCGGGCUCCGUGACUGUCAUGAUCCACGACUUGUGCCUGGCCUUCUCAUCCCCAGCAAAGGCUGUCAUUCACGUGUCUGACAUUCAGGAGCUGUACGUCCGCGUGGUUGACAAGGUGGAGAUUGGGAAGACAGUCAAGGCGCACGUCCGCGUGCUGGACUCUUACAAGAAACCUUUUCUGGCCAAGUACUUCGCCUUCAUGGACUUGAAGCUCCAGGCAGCCUCUCAGAUUGUCACGCUAGUGGCCCUGGAUGAAGCCCUCGAUGACUAUACAGCCGAGUUCCUCCUGCAUGGCGUGGCCAUUGGCCAGACCAGCCUGACUGCCAGUGUGACCGAUAAGGCUGGACAGAGGGUCAGCUCAGCCCCACAGCAGAUCGAGGUCUUCCCUCCAUUCCGGUUGAUACCCAGGAAAGUGACGCUGAUUAUUGGGGCUGUGAUGCAGAUCACCUCAGAGGGUGGCCCCCAGCCCCAGUCCAACAUCCUCUUCUCCAUCAGCAACGAGAGCAUUGCGGCUGUGGCUGGCACUGGGCUGGUGCGCGGGCUCUCUGUUGGCAACGGCACUGUGUCAGGAGUUGUACAGGCGGUGGAUGCAGAGACCGGCAAGGUCAUCAUCAUCUCUCAGGACCUCGUGGAGGUGGAGGUGCUGCAGCUGCAGGCAGUGAGAAUCCGGGCGCCCAUCACGCGAAUGCGGACAGGCACUCAGAUGCCUGUCUAUGUCACCGGGAUCACCAGCAGCCAGAGCCCAUUCUCUUUUGGAAAUGCUGUUCCAGGCCUGACCUUCCACUGGUCUGUCACCAAGCGGGACAUCCUGGACCUCCGAGGGCGCUACCACGAGGCAUCCAUCCGGCUCCCGUCGCAGUACAACUUUGCCAUGGCCGUGCAUGGCCGGGUGAAAGGCCGAACUGGGCUUCAGGUGGUGGUCCGGGCUCAGGAGCCCAGGGCUGGACAGCUACAUGGCCUUUCGAGAGAGCUGUCGGAUGAGAUCCAAAUCCAGGUGUUUGAAAAGCUGCAGCUGCUGAACCCUGAAAUAGAAGCAGAACAAAUGUUAAUGUCACCCAACUCGUUUAUAAAGCUCCAAACAAACAGGGACGGUGCAGCCUCGCUGAGCUAUCGAGUCCUCGAUGGGCCGGAGAGGGUCCCCGUGGCGCACGUCGAUGCUCGGGGCUUCCUGGUAUCCGGCUCAGUGGUCGGGAUGUCCACUAUGGAAGUGACAGCCCAGGAGCCUUUUGGGGCCAACCAAACCAUCAUCAUUGCUGUGAAGGUGUCGCCUGUUUCUUACCUGAGGGUGUCCAUGAGCCCUGUCCUGCACACCCACAACAAGGAAGCCCUGAUGGCCUUGCCGGUGGGGAUGACCGUGACCUUCACAGCCCACUUCCACGACAGCUUCGGAGACAUCUUCCAUGCUCAUAAUUCUGUUCUCAACUUCGCCACUAACAGAGACGACUUUGUGCAGAUUGGCAAGGGCACCACUAACAACACCUGCGUCGUCCGCACAGUCAGCGUGGGCCUGACUCUGCUCCGCGUGUGGGACGCUGAGCACCCCGGCCUCUCCGACUACAUCCCGCUGCCUGUCCUGCAGGCCAUCUCCCCGGAGCUGUCUGGAAUGCUGGUGGUAGGGGACGUCCUCUGCCUGGCCACUGUGCUCACCGGCCUGGAAGGCAUCUCAGGAACCUGGAGCUCCUCAGCCGCCAGCAUCCUCCAAGUGGACCCCAAGACAGGCGUGGCUGUGGCCCAGGAUGUGGGACCUGUGACGAUCUACUACGAGGUCGCCGGGCACCUGAGGACCUACAAGGAGGUCGUGGUCAGCGUCCCAAAGAGGGUUGUGGCCCAUCACGUCCACCCCGCCCAGACCAGCUUCCAGGAGGCCACAGCCUCCCGAGUGACCAUCACCGUGGGAGAUAGGAGUUCGAACCUAAGAGGUGAGUGCUCCCCCUCGCAGAAGGACGUCAUUGAGACCUUGCACCCCGAAUUGCUCAUUGGCUGCCGCUUCCGGUUCAAGCAAGAUGUCUUCAGUUUCCCAGCACAGGACGUCUUCACUGUCGAGCCAGGGUUUGAUGCUGCUCUGGGCCAGUACUUCUGCUCAGUCACCACGCGCAGACUGACAGACAUGCAGCUGAAGCACCUGAGCAGCCAGACGACGGUGCUGGUGGUCACCGCCUCCCUCCCUGGCAGCCACUCCUCCGAGGAGCAUGUCGGGGCAGAGGUGCCCUUCAGCCCCCGGCUCUACGCUGACCAGGCUGAAAUCCUUUUGAGCAACCACUACACCAGCUCUGAGGUCAAGAUCUUCGGUGCCGUGGAGACACUGCAGAGCUUGGAGGUGAAGUCCGGGUCCCCAGCCGUGCUGGCCUUCCAGAAGGAGAAGUCCCUGGGGCUGCCCAGCUUCGUCACAUACACGGUCGGCAUCUCGGACCCUGUGGCUGGCACCCAGAUGCCUCUGUCCACAGCCCUGACCUUCUCCAGCCCUGCCACUAACCAGGCCAUCACCAUCCCUGUCACCGUGGCCUUCGUGAUGGACCGCCACGGGCCCAGCCCCUAUGGCAGCAGCCUCUUUCAGCACUUCCUCGAUUCCUACCAAGUCAUGUUCUUCACGCUCUUCGCUCUGCUGGCUGGGUCGGCGGUCAUGAUCAUAGCCUACCACAUGGUCUCUACACCCCGGGAGCUCACAGCGCCUCCGGCUCUCACGCCCCAAGCCAGCCCGCAGCACAGCCCCCACUAUUUCGCUGCCUCGUCACUGAGCCCUUUCAACACGCUGCCUCCUGCUCGCAAAGCCAGUCCUCCCUCAGGGCUCUGGAGCCCAGCUUACGCCUCCCGCUAGCCAGCAUCCAGAGUCUGGUGCUGAUGACAGCUCCCCACGAUGCCUUGGCAACAGGGAUGCCCCUGCCACGUUCAUGCUGGAACAAGGCCCUUGAGACCCGCGCCUGUGCCCCGGCCCACCCUCGCUGCCCCUCUGCUUUCGUAGAGUGGAGGUCUAGUUGUGCUUAUUAGCUUAUUCUCAUAUGUAGGAGUUUUAGGCUUGUUUUUUAUAAUUUCCCUUCCAGAGCUGGAUGCGAUCGCGCACACUUGUAAUCCCAGCACUCGGGAGGCUGAGUCAGGUGGAUCGAAAGUUCAAGGCCAGCCUGGACCAUAGAGCAAGAGCCUGUCUCAAACAACAACAAAAUUUCUCUUCCAAGUCUUGCAAAGCUAAGACUGGCCGGCCCAUUCCAUCAUGCGUAGCUGUCUAGGAUUUCUGGACACAGUUCAACUAUGUUUUUAUUUUCUUAGCAUUGUUACAGACCACUGUCUCCUAAACACUUGGAGCAGUUGCAAACUCUUGUUAGAAGGUAUCUGAAGAUGAUGUUACUGUAGUUGUCUCAGGGAAAGGAUUUUCUAGUUGCUUUUGGGGUUUGGGGUACGUGUGUGUGUGUGUGUGUGCGCGCGCGCGUGCGUGUGUGUGGUGCUGGGGAUGAACCCAGGGCCUCGAGCAUGCUAGUCAAGUGCUCUACCACUGAGCUACUCCCUAGCCCUUGGUGUGGGUUUUCCCCCUGUGAAAUCUUCUCCUAGUCUGGCUGCUACUAGGAAAUGUGGCCGAACAAAUUCGACUGCCCUGGGCCUGCCUGCUUUGGCCCUGGAAGCCUAAGGAUGACUGUCCGGAGCCCCUGGGUAGCUGAGCCCUCUGGCACCACUGUGAAAAGCCUUCGUCCUCUGGUCCUGUGCUUCAGAAGCCGCUGAAACACCCAGUGGAUGUGGCUUCAUCCCUGCUGGGCCAUCCCCAGGGGGGAUCCCUCUACUCUGUCCCUGCCUGGCUCCUCCGCAGCGUGGGGACAUUCUCAGGCUGGUAGCAGGGACCUCCCACCCCAUUUGUUCUGUGACGCCACCAUGUUCCCCUCAGCACAAGGACCCAGUGUCACCUGUCUUUGGGAGGUGCACACUGCAGUACCUCAGCAGAUCUGAGCCUUUGCUGCCCAGCCACAGAGGGAGGCAGCCUCUCCAGGUCAGCUGACUCCCUGCUGGCCCAGGCCCCAGGCAGCUUCCCAGCAGGCCCCAAAGCCCAGCCUGCCCUCUAGGAAGGACACCCCAAGGAAGUGACAGCCGGGAGCCCUCCUCUGCCCCGCUCCUGUCAGCUCAGACCUGGGGAGUACAGGGCUUCUGCUCCUGGCCGCAAGGCCACGCUACCCUCAGGGAGAUCUGGAGGCUGCCCGGAGCCAGCCACACAGGGACACCAAGGCACACGACUCCACAGGGCCGUCUGCCUCUGAAGGUCAAAUGUGAACCACCUCGGUCCUUCCGGCCAUGCCACGGGUGAUGAAGGAAGCUGGAGAGCAGAUGACUUGUGCCUUGCCUACUACUUGAGCUCACACUGACAAACUGGAUGUCCAUAAGUUCCUUUCUCCUUGUUUUAUUUAAUAAAGCUCUGUAUAAUUUCUUAA